This is a messenger RNA of Sinocyclocheilus grahami, 2644 nucleotides long. Its product is annotated as discoidin, CUB and LCCL domain-containing protein 2-like. Gene Ontology annotation, cellular component: plasma membrane. NCBI's taxonomy places the organism in Eukaryota, Metazoa, Chordata, Actinopteri, Cypriniformes, Cyprinidae. Gene Ontology annotation, molecular function: signaling receptor activity. The record is from RefSeq and is a predicted model, not a curated record. Bases 325 to 2340 code for a protein of 671 amino acids. Gene Ontology annotation, biological process: wound healing. The transcript has 15 exons.
UUGUUGAUAUUUAGUUCCGAGCACAUCUUUCCGUAAACCAAAAACAAACCACUGAACUCUCCUUAUCCACAACAAUGUAUGGAAUACCACAGAAUCCCCAUCUAGGGGCCGCUGUGUGGUGGGAGGAGCGGAAGUUGAGGAAGUCGUGUAGUAGAUCGGGGAAUGAAGAGCCCGUGUUUGUUCUAACAGUGUGCCGCUCAAGAGUCCAGGAAGCGUCAAUAAACCAUCCUGAUACUAAACACACACUCACUCGCGCGCACUUAUCAGGACUGUGACUCGAUCAGGACACUUUUGCAUUAUGCAUUCGGACUGCAGGCUGCUGGGAUGGACGCGUCGGUAAUGGUGGGCAGAGGGACCGGAGGGGCUGCGGUCUCCAUCCUGAUCCUCUUCAUCCUUCUCCUCGGUGCCAGAAGCUCGCGGGCGCAGAAGGGGGACGGCUGUGGACACACAGUGCUGGGUGUGGGCAGUGGAAGCCUGGCGUCUCUGGGGUACCCUCUGUCCUACCCCACAAACUGCGUGUGUGAAUGGGAGAUCAGCGUGACCACUGGACACACAAUCCUUGUGCGCAUUGCAGAUCUUGACAUAGACACAAACAACUGCCAGGUGUCUUACCUGCGACUCUAUAACGGCCAUGGUCCAGGGCGAAUGGAAAUUGUGAAGUUUUGUGGAGGGAGAGAAUGGAGAGACGCUGUUAUACACUCUGAGGGGCAUCAGGUCACAGUGCAGUUCAUGAGUGGACCACACAACAAUGGCCGUGGCCUCUUCCUCUCCUACACCAAAAGCCAGCACACAGACCUCAUCACCUGUCUGGAAAAAGGAAAGCACUUCAGUGAAGCGGAGUUCAGUAAAUUCUGUCCUGCUGGAUGCCUGACUGAUUUCGGAGAGGUUUCGGGAACCAUACCGCAUGGAUACAGAGAUUCUUCUCCUCUCUGUCUGGCCGGUAUUCAUGCGGGUGUGGUGUCCAACACUCUGGGGGGGCAAAUCAGUGUGGUCAGCAGCAAAGGCAUCCCACACUACGAAAGCUCACUGGCCAACAAUGUGACAUCUGUGCCUGGAAAUCUCUCCCCCAGCCUUUUUACUUUCAAGACUAGCGGUUGCUAUGGCACUUUGGGUUUGGAGUCGGGGGUGGUCAGUGACUCUCAGAUCACAGCCUCCUCAGAGUGGGAAUGGGGUGGUCACGGAAAGGAGCCCACUGUCUGGGGCCCCACAGGGGCUCGCCUCAAAACACCAGGACGUCCGUGGGCAGCAGCCAACAGCGACACAAAAGAAUGGAUUCAAGUGGACUUGAAGAAAGAGAAAAAAAUAACAGGUAUUACCACCACUGGCUCCAGCCUCCAAGAAUAUCAGUUUUACAUUUCAGCCUAUGAGGUGUUAUAUAGCCAUGAUGGACAGCAAUGGAAAGCCUGCCAAGAAGUGGGAUCAGAUAAAAACAAGAUUUUCCAAGGCAACACCAACUAUCUCCAGGAAGUGCGGAACAACUUUAUUCCUCCAAUUGAAGCACGAUUUAUCAGAAUAUGUCCCUUGCAGUGGCACCAGAGGAUCGCCCUUAAAAUGGAGCUGCUGGGCUGCCAACCUCAUGCAGCGAGGCCAAGAAUCUUCCAUCCAGCCCCUCCUCCCCCUCGCAGAAAAAGCACAGUGCCCCCCCUACAGGAGAGGACGACACACACGCCCAACAUCCGAAACACCACCAUGCCUCCUCCCUCUCACGAUGAGGUGGCGCUGGUGGCUGUGUUGGUUCCUGUAUUGGUGGUGGUUCUGACAACCCUGGUGUUAGUGAUGGUGUGCUCAUGGCUGUGGAAGAACAGAAAAAGCCCCGAGGUGACUUAUGACCUUCCACAGUGGGAGCGCACAGUGUGGUGGAAGAGUAUGAAACAGCUGCUGCCCUCUAAGUUGGAUGGAGACAAUUGUGUUCGUUACAGUUCCUCGGCACGAGUGGACCACCAGAGACCCCGGGUGGAGCAUGCAGAAUACGCCCAACCGCUUGUCACCGGUACUAUGGCCUCUCUUGGACAAAGGUCAACGUUUAAACCCGAAGAGGCCGGUGGGCCCGAGUAUGAUGCACCUAUUCCUGCGGAACAUUACCAUGCUUACGCUGAGCCCCUUCCUGCUUCUGGCACUGAAUACGCCACGCCAAUCAUGAUUGACAGGGCUAACCACCUAUCAGGAGGCACUCUACCAUUCAGGGGGCGUAGUUUAGUGGCUCGGACAGACAGCAGCCAAUCAGCAAGCUCAGCCUAUGACACACCCAAGAGCACAUCUGAUCAAGCCACACCCACAGAGGGACAGUUGUACCAAGUGCCACAGAAUACCCACAGUGCACAGUGUCAGAACAAAGACUGACCAAUCACAAAUGAGCGGACCCAUUUGGAAACCCUGGGCUGAAUAUUGCCUUUCCCAGAAAUCUGCAGAUCAGAUCAGAAUGUGCCGUCUCAAAUUGUAUACCGUGCAAGUCCUAUCACUGAAAUAACACACAGGAAUGUCAGGAGAGAGAGAAGAGCAGAGAUCUUGUUACACUACUGUGUUCUGUGAGUGUUCAUACGUCUAAAUGUGUGUGUACGAGUGCAUAUAUGUGACUGCUCUGCUAUCAAACUGUGAGUCCUUAGAUGUCUGUGCAUUUUUCUGAGAGUGGAGAUGUAUUCGUCAU